AUGCGACAGAAGGCCACGCGGGAUCAGCUGAGGGACGCAAGGGUGAACGAUGCUCAAAGACGAGGGAAGAUGAUGCUGUCCUUUGCUUGGUCCAUCGCCGCAGUCUGUUCCAUUCCUCAGAGCGUCAUCUUCCACGUCGACAGCCACCCAGUCUUCAAGAACUUUAAGCAGUGCGUCACAUUCGGCUUCUUCCAAACGCAAGUGGAAGAGCGGACGUAUAACCUGUUCUGUCUGGCUGCUAUGUACUUCAUGCCCUUGCUUAUCAUCAUUGUUGUUUACCUCCGGAUCCUGUGGGAGAUUUCGCAGAAGUCCAAGGAUUCGAAAGACGACCCGAGCAGCGGCGGGCGUCGCGACGGGCGCCUCAGACUCCGACGCAGCGACAUGACCAACAUCGAAAGGGCGCGCGCGAGGACCCUCCGGAUGACGCUCAUCAUCGUCCUCGCCUUCGUCUGGUGUUGGACGCCCUAUGUGGUCAUCGUCAUGUGGUACAUGUUUGACCGGCAAAGUGCCAUGCAGGUGGACAAGCCAUUGCAAGAUGCGCUCUUCAUCAUGGCUGUGAGCAACAGCUGCGUCAACCCUCUGGUCUACGGCACUUACACCAUCAACUUCCGCAACGAACUGAACAGAUGUUUCGGAAGGAAGAAAAAGCCUCCGGUUCUCGCGAGGAAGUCCACAGACAUUCCACCAAGAAUCUCCAUAUAUUACUCAAAUAAACCAAUCCUGUGGAACCACUACAGGGAACCAGGUCUUCGCUUUUCUAAUGGAUGCUACCAAGUUACCAUUCAUGAUUGGCUGCUGAAUAGGUCUCUUAUCCGUUGA
This is a messenger RNA of Penaeus chinensis, 819 nucleotides long. RefSeq names its product adipokinetic hormone/corazonin-related peptide receptor variant I-like. The record is from RefSeq and is a predicted model, not a curated record. Gene Ontology annotation, biological process: G protein-coupled receptor signaling pathway. Gene Ontology annotation, cellular component: membrane. Gene Ontology annotation, molecular function: peptide binding; G protein-coupled receptor activity. The transcript is spliced from 6 exons. Lineage: Eukaryota; Metazoa; Arthropoda; Malacostraca; Decapoda; Penaeidae. The coding region runs from base 1 to 819 and encodes 272 amino acids.